This is a messenger RNA of Seminavis robusta, 820 nucleotides long. Lineage: Eukaryota; Bacillariophyta; Bacillariophyceae; Naviculales; Naviculaceae. The record is from the annotation of a GenBank genome assembly.
AUGUCGUCGUUCGGAGGGGGCGAUGCCCGCAACAAGCAAAUGACGGACACCAUUGGGUGGUGGGCCCGGGCGUUCCAUCCCGACGAGGAUGUGACUGAAAAUCCCGAGGUUGGUAUGAAGAGUGCCCAAGAGAUGCAGGAGAUUUUGACUUGGUGGGGUCAAGGCCAUCCCGGUGGACCCGAUGAAAUGGGAAAGAAGACGAUGCAAGUCAAGCAGGUCUUGGACGGUUGGGGUGACGCCAGUAUCGCCCUCAAAGACAAGGCCAAGGCACUGCAGGAAGCCAUGGGAUGGUGCAUCGAGAACUACCCCGCUCACCGCAAAAAACUCAAAGAAUUGGAAGGAAAAACCGAAACCAAGCAAAAGUUGAUUGAGUUCUUUGAAGUCAUCAAACAAAGCAAAGCUGACGACUACUUGGAUUUCUGGAAGUCCAACAUGAAAAAGGAAAUUGAUAUCAAGGCGUUUGAAGGAGACGAGAAGAAAAUGGCAAAGAAGUGCGAGAAAGCAUUCCUGGUGUGGCGUGACAGAGAAUUGGCCAAACCCACCAAGCAGACUGGAAAGGAUCUGGAAGAAACACUCUUGUGGUGGUCCAAGAACCGCAAGAAGAAGAUUGAAAAAAUGAGCUACGAAGAUCGUCUCAUGUUUGACAAACUCGCACAGGGUGUCUCGGGACGCAAAAUGCCCGAAUACGGAUCCGACGAGGAAGUACCCGCCGAUGUCGUCGAAUUCAUGCGAAACAAGAACAACAUCAAGAUUUUGGAAGACACACUCGCACUGUGGCACAAGCACGACGAACCCGUCGACACCUUUGGACACAUCAAGA